CUGGAGUGAUGUUUACUAACAUGGGAGGAGCCGGGCUCAGUCAGAAGCCGGGCGGGUUUCGCUUUGCAGGCGGGUGAGAGACGGCGCUGCGCGGGGAUAUGGCUCGGGGACUCUUCCACCUACUCCUCAUCGUUUUUUUAGUUAUGGAAACAUGCUGCAAAAAUGAUACAGAAGUUCCCAUACACAUAGCACAUAAUAAAUCUAUUACAAGGAAGAGGAACAUUGGUAAGAGAGAAAUUAACUGUACGGAGAAGGAGUACAGUUUAAAUGGUCAAUGCUGCAUGAAAUGCGGACAUGGUCAUGUCAAAAGUGUUGAGUGCCCAAAAACUGCAGCACAAUGUGUACCAUGUAAAUCUGGAGAGGAGUACAUGGACCAUAUCAAUGUUUUGGACAAAUGUAUGAGAUGUCGAUCAUGUGACAUAGAACUUGGUUUGGUGGUUGUAAAGAACUGUACCCCAACAGAGAACGCAGAAUGCUCCUGUGCAAAGAACCAUUAUUGCAGUUCUCCUCAAUGCGAACACUGUGAGUCAUGUACCAUAUGCGAAAAGGGCCUAGUUGAAAAGGAAUGUACUUCAACUUCAGACACUGUGUGCAGAACACAAGAAGCAGGAAUGCCACCUUGGGGCACUGCAAUUAUUGUCAUAUUUGUGAUAGUAUCAGGAGUUGCACUAGGAUUAAAAUUCUACCGCAAGAAAAAACAGAAGAAUUUUAUUACCCAACGUUACACAGUUGAAGCAGUCACUGGAAAAGACUGUUCUGGUGAGACUUCAACACUCAUAUGCAUAGAUGAUGACCUGAGCCGCCAUGUCCCUGACAUUGUGAAGGAGAUGACACUAGAUGAAGUCAAGGCAUUUGUUCGUCAUCACAAACUAUCGGAACCUACCAUAGAUGAAAUUAUCCGGGAUUACUGCUAUGACACAUCUGAACAAAAGAUUAAGCUCUUUCAGAAAUGGUACCAAAGGCAUGGGAUAAGAGGAGCCUACAUAACCCUAAUAAGCAGCCUGAGAGAUUUAAAAAUGCGUGCGGUAGCUGAUAAGAUUGAGCAAAAACUGAAGGUAGCUGUUUCCAGCCACCAGGAAAGUAGAGAGUCUCACAAUGAUAAAACUGAGCAAAGCAAUACGUGCAGUCAGGAAGUUGGAAAAUCUUACCACGAUAACGCUGAAAUAAGUAAUACCUACCCUGAGAGUUUGGAAGAGACAUAGCAUAGAACCAUAUGAAAAUUGUUUCUGACUGAAUUAGUAUUUUUAUUAAUAGUACAAAUAGCAAAGCUUCUAAAAGCCAUUUUGUUGGCAGCUCAGGGAGUUUUUCAGAGUACUUACAACACAAGCGAGGAAUAGUUAGGAUUUCUGUAGAGGUAUGUUUCCUUAAAAAAGAAAGUCUUAGCUGUUUAUUUUGAUUGUUCAAAACAGGACAGACUUAUGGCUUAUUAAACACAAUAAUGGAAGACUUCAGCUACAGGACUUGUUACAAAAAGAACAAAGCAUUCACUGGCAGAAAGAUUUAACUCAAAUGUGGUAGUCUUGAGUAUUGACUCAAUGUAGUGUUAAUAAUUAUGGGAUGUUACAUUUUUCAAAAUGAAAACUCUGGUGUUAAAAUUUAUGAAAUACACCAGGAAGAAUGCUUCAACAACACCACAAUAAUAAACUUUGUAUAAUAUACACCUAAUUAGUUCUAAAUAAGUAUCUUAAUCAUAGAAUGGCCUGGGUUGGAGGGGACAUUUAAAUAUCACCUGCCAGGCUGCUAACCCCUAGAUCAGGCUGCUCAGGGCCCCACUGAACCUUGUGGCAGCACCUCCAGGCAUUGGGCCAUCCACAGCUUAUUUGGACCACUUGUUCCAGUGCCUCAUCACCCUUUGAGUAAAAGAUUUCCUCCUAACAUCUAACCUAAAUCUCCUCUCUUCAGGUUUAAAACUGUUCCCCCUUGUCCUGUCACUAUCUGCCUCUGUAAAAACUCAGUCUCACUUCUGUUUAUGACCUUCCUUUAAGUACUGAAAGGCUGCAGUGGGGUUUCCCAUAGCCUUCCUUUCUCAAAAUGAAACAAGUCCAGCUCCCUCAGACUAUCUCCACAGCUGAGGUACCAUCUUCCUUCUGGAUCCACUCCAAUGGCUCCAUGUUCUUCCUGUGAUGGGAACCCCAGGCCUGGAUACAGUACUCCAGAUGGGGCCCUCACAUCCUUGCCCUCAGCAAAGAGGGGGACAACCACCUUCCUCUCCCCACUGCCACCCUUCUUUUAAUGCAGCCCAGAAUACUGUUGGCCUAUGAGCUGCAAGCAUCCACUAUUGGCUCAUGUCCAAUUUUUCAUCCACUAGGAACCCCAAAUCCUCAGCCAGUCUGCUCUCAAGGAGUUCUUCUCCCAGUCUGUAACUAGUAUCUGAGACUACCCUGAUGCAAGUGCAACACCUUGCACUUGUCCUCAUUGAACCUCGUUAUGCUCACGCAGACCUACUUUUCAAGCCUGUUCAGGUCCCUCUUUUCUAUUGUGUCAGCAGCACCACUCAGCUUGGUGUCAUCAACAACCUUGCCGAGGGCGCACUCAAUCCCAUCAUAAUUAAUAAAGGCGUUAAAGAGCACUGGUCCCAAAAUGAAAUCCUGGGGGAUGUCACUUGUGACAGGCCUCCACCUAGACAUAGAGCAACUGACCACAACCCUCUGGUUGUGACCACCCAACUAACUCUUCAUCCUCCUAAUAGUUUACCCUUCAAAUUAAUUUGCCUCCAAUUUAGAGAUAAGGAUGUGGUGUGGGAAAGCACCUAUAGUUUUGAAUGCCUAUAUUUAUCUGAAUGUAUAGAUGCGUUUUUUUGUCAGAGCCCUCAGUAUUAAGGAAGAAUGUUAUUUCCUAUAUUCUCUGCACUGACAGCAAAACUAUUUUCAUGUUAAAAAAAAACAAACACACCACAAACCUUUAAAGAAUCAGAAAUGAGGGAUAGAGUGGCACAACAAAGCCAUCACUAUUUGAAGGCAAUCUGCACAAAAUGUGAAGUCUCCAAAUCCAGUUGUGUAACAGUCAGCACCAUGUUUUUUAUGAAGGAACUGAUACAAUAAAAAUUUCAUCAUGAUGAAUUAAAAAAAAAUAUUUCUAUGUA
This is a messenger RNA of Coturnix japonica (Japanese quail), 3082 nucleotides long. RefSeq names its product Fas cell surface death receptor (gene FAS). Gene Ontology annotation, biological process: activation-induced cell death of T cells; extrinsic apoptotic signaling pathway in absence of ligand; immune response. Lineage: Eukaryota; Metazoa; Chordata; Aves; Galliformes; Phasianidae. The record is from RefSeq and is a predicted model, not a curated record. Gene Ontology annotation, cellular component: external side of plasma membrane; CD95 death-inducing signaling complex; membrane raft. Gene Ontology annotation, molecular function: tumor necrosis factor receptor activity; protein binding.